Messenger RNA from Helicoverpa armigera (cotton bollworm), 3071 nucleotides. RefSeq lists its product as uncharacterized. Bases 245 to 784 code for a protein of 179 amino acids. NCBI's taxonomy places the organism in Eukaryota, Metazoa, Arthropoda, Insecta, Lepidoptera, Noctuidae. The record is from RefSeq and is a predicted model, not a curated record. The transcript is spliced from 7 exons.
GAAAACUGAAUUUGUUAUUCACUCGCGAAGUGGACGUCGUUCGCAUCGGCCAUUUUUAUUUUUUGACGUUCUAUUUUUUUUUAAUACUGUGUGUUUCGUUUUUGGUGGCAAAAUAGUUCUUUAGUGACUUUUAUAUGGAUUUUGACGAAAAAAAUAGUGUUUUGAAGUGUUAUAUUUACGUUUAAAUACGUAUAAAAUGUUAUGAAAAAAUCUAGACUGAAAAGUGAUGUGAAAAUCCAGCAAAAUGUCUGAAAAAGAAGGACCAGUUACCGUUGAGGAUCUGCCUAUGUCAUUUCAAGUGAAAUACUUAGGCCAGAGCGAUGCACGAGGACUUUGGGGUAUCAAGCAUACGAGGAAACCAGUGGAUCAGAUGGUUGCAGUAGCCAAGGCACUCCCACCAGGUCAAAUCCUCCCCAUAGUAAAACUCACAAUCACAGUCGACGGUGUUCACUUGGAAACUAUCAACCACGGUGCCAGCCGCGAUGAGUUUGAGCACAUGACAGUAUUCUUCAACAUAGAAUCCAUAUCCUAUGGGGUUCAAGACUUGGUGUAUACCAGGGUGUUCUCAAUGAUAAUUGUUAAGGAUAAUGCUGAUGUUAAAGGAUUGAAUCCUUUUGAGUGUCAUGCGUUUGUUUGUGAGUCGAGAAAUGCGGCAAGACGCCUCACGUACUCAUUAGCGGCUGCUUUCCAAGAUUAUUCUAGAAGAGUGAAAGAAAUGCAAGCCAAUGCAGGUGAAAACUGGCCAUCACCCUGGCAUAUCCUACAGCGGAAGGUGACAGGGUGAACUCCUAGCUGGCACCUACCAAAGUACGAUGAGAGCAAAGCGCCGAGUCCUAAAAAGAAGUUUGCUAUCGACCUUCGAACCCCUGAAGAGAUUGAAGCUGAACUGGAAACGGAGGCGUGAUAGGUAUAUUUUUAAGACUGAGAGCUCUGCCUCUUUAGGACGCCAAUGGCGACGUCGCCGGCUACGUAUCCAAGCAGUUAAUAUUAAAAUGUAUGGUACCUAACUCACUUGGCGACGGUUUGGCAACGUCACCAAAUUGGAAGCGUGGCCACGAGCUACAGUUCUCUACGCGGCUUCUGGAUACUCUGGACAGCUUGGCUACGAUGCCACGGGUGCUACUUUAAUGUACACGGUAAAGUGCACCUCGCUCACUCAGUCGCCAGUGUGGUCACCAGUCAGCGUGCGAUUUCUUCACCGACGAAGUUAACAAUAGACUGUCGAGACGCCAUGGCCACUCGACUUGGCGACCUUUGGAUACCAGAAGUAGCAAGGCCUGCGCCGUUGGCGACGUCACCAUGGCGUCUUAAUGAGGCAGAGCUCUUAGGUUACUUAAGGAUGAGUCUACACGGUGCAUGUAGCUGGAGCAAGUUAACAUGCGCAAGUGACAAGAGCACGCGGGUGGGUACUUUGCUUUGGUACAUGCGCGAGUCGCUGGACCCGCGCGUUUUUAAAGUGCAUGUAAGCUGCGCAUGUGCCUCAACAUGCGCAAGCUACUUGCACCGUGUAGAUGCACCUUAAGUACAACCAGUAACAAUAGUUGGUUAACUUAACUCGAUCAUCAUUUUAGCCGAGUCUUUUCCCAACUAUGUUGGGGUCGGCUCCCAGUCUAACCAGAUUUUGUUAAAUCGAUUGUCUUAAUAGACUCUUGUUGCUGACUGUAGCUGGAGCAUGUAAAAAAUAAGGCUAUAUUUUGUAUAGGUAUCUAUCACGUAAAAUACAGAUGUGUAUUAUGUAUAUCUAGAAAUAUUAAUGGUAAUAAUGAUAAUAUUGCUUUUCUAAUUGGUAUUUAUAUUUUGGCCAAAAUAUCAAUCAACAUGUAUUUAUGCGCACAAUAAUUAAUUUAAGAAAAUACACCGGCUGUUAAAUUACUUAUAGCAACAUACUAGUAGCGCCAUCUAUUAUGUUACUUUUAAAACUGUUAUUGUAGUUAGGUUUUUACUCACUAGAUGGCAUUAGCAGUCCUUUUCUUUUUAUUUUAUGCUUUGCUCGUGAAAAAUGAAAUCAUUCCAAUAGAACAUAGAAAAGUAUUGAAUAGAGUUACUUAAUAUAUUGAUUGAUUAGUUAUAAAAUUAAGUUUUUACACUAUGUAUAUUUUGCACAAGAGGCUAAAUACCUGUUUAGUUUUUAGCUAUAUUUUGCUGUGGGCAGCGAAAACAUUAUACAUGUUAUAUUAAAAACACGCUACAAAGUUUAAACAUAUUAUAAGCUACAUUAAAAGAAUGCUUUUUUCCUUGAUUAUAUUUUUGCAUAAAUAGAUUACUUCACUAAGUUAAUAUUUUGAGAAUGUGUUUCGCUGCCCACAGUUCAAAUAGUUAUUAUUUGUAAAUAAGCUUUUAAGUAUUUGAUUAUGUAGUUAGGAUCAAAAUUGGCAUCCCUGGGGAAUCUUGACCUAGGUAAAAACCUAACAAAUGCGGUAUUAGGUUUUAAGGUAUUUUUUUAUCUAAAUCCGAGCCAAAAACUAUUUUUGUAAGAAUAUUGAAUAAUAUUCAUUGUAGCCGAAUUCUUUUCAAAAUGUUAUUGCUUAUUAUUUUACACGCUUUUUUUUCAAAAAUGUAGUACUAUAGAGGAUGACCAUAGAGAGAGAACCGUAUAGAUUUAUUUUCACUUCAAAAUAUGAGGUUGAAAUCAGAAUUCACCGGCAUUAACAGCCUUACUACAAAAAGUUAAACAUCUGUUGAACACUUGCAAAAUGGACCUUAUUUCAACGUCAUAAUCGGACAUUUUUUUAGACAAGUGUUCAACAGUCGUUUAACGUCGUGUGGUACGACGAUGUUUUGUGCAGUUGACAGUUGCUGUCAAACUGACAGCUGUCAGCGGCACCAAAAAACCGUCGGUACUUUGAAUAAUUCUGAUUUGGCUUUUUAUUUUCAACUAAUAUCAGUCCGAAUAAAAGUAUGUUUAUUAAUAAUUUGUAAUGUUACCUCAAGAUUUUUGAUAAAAUAGUGAUUAGGUAGUAAAGUUUUGUAUACCAAAAUAAUAAUUUAUGUGAUUUUAGAAUUAAAUAGAUUGUUUCAUAAUUAUCUUUAAGUUAAUAAUUAUAAUUGUUUAUAAUAAAGUUUGUUGUGAA